Molecule: messenger RNA, 6248 nt
Organism: Onychomys torridus (southern grasshopper mouse)
Lineage: Eukaryota; Metazoa; Chordata; Mammalia; Rodentia; Cricetidae
Gene: Parp14
Product: poly(ADP-ribose) polymerase family member 14
Exons: 17
Coding region: 128-5500 (1790 amino acids)
Biological process (GO): negative regulation of gene expression
Cellular component (GO): nucleus; cytoplasm
Molecular function (GO): transcription corepressor activity; NAD+ poly-ADP-ribosyltransferase activity
Source: RefSeq, a predicted model, not a curated record
CAGCUGGGUGAAGAUAGAAACUUAGGGCGGGGAGGAAUUUCCAGGAAAUGAAAGCGAAAGAGAAGUUAAAGUAAAACCCUGAGCAGCUUGGGCGACCCGGCAGUCGCCGUCACCCAGGCCAGCCAGGAUGGCAGCGUCCGGGUCGUUCCCGCUGCUGGUAGAGGGGUCUUGGGGCCCCGACCCCCCGAAGACCUUGAUCAACAAGUUGCAAAUGUACUUCCAGAGCCGGAAGAAGUCGGGCGGAGGGGAGUGCGAGGUCGUCCAGCAGCCCGGGAGCCCGGGGCGCUUCCUGGUGCUCUUCUCCCCGGAUGACGUUCGGCAGAAUGUUCUGGAGAAAGAGAAUCAUGAGUUAGUGUGGCAAGGAAAAGGGACAUUCAAGUUAACUGUCUGGUUGCCUGAAGACCCAGGUGAAGCCUCAGUCUCUAAGGAAGCAGUUCCAGAAGAGGAAUCCAAGACAAAAAAAGGCGCUGCGGAACCAGAUGACUUGGAUACAACACAAUCUCCCAGCGACAGAUCAGAAACAAGGGACGAUGUCCCCAGAGAAUGUGAAAACAUUUCCUCCAUGGUGGCAUUUGAAAACGUGCCCGAGAACAUGACUGACUUUGUGCUGACCAUGCUAGUGGAGAAUGUAAGUGGUCUCACCAGUGAUGACUUCAAGCUGGAAGUGAUCCGAGAUUUUGCCGUCGCUGUGGUUACCUUUCAGAAGCCUAUAGAUACCAGAAAAUUUAUUAUUGAUUGUAGCGGUCACCACUCGAACCGACGACUGCAGCUUGUGCCGAGACUUCUGGAAACAACGAAUGUAGUUAGGGUGGAAAACCUGCCUCCAGGGGUGGAUGAUUACCAGCUGCAGCUCUACUUUGAAAACCCUUCCAAUGGGGGCGGAAGAGUUGCCCGGGUUGAGUGUUUCCCGGAAGAGAGUUCGGCACUGGUUGAGUUUUGUGACAGCAAAGUGUUAGAUGUCAUUAUGGCCAAGAAGCACCAUUUCAACAGGAUGCCGCUGUCUGUCUUCCCCUAUUAUCCCUCCCUGGGAACAGCCUUAUAUGGUGAGGAGAAGCCACUGGUCAAGCUUCCAGCAUCUUUCCAAGAGUCUCUGGGUCUUCCUUUGUGGAAGUUCUUUCAAAAAAAUAAUCAUCUGAUCAAGGCAAUAGAGGAUGAAAUGAGAUGUUGUCACUGUGAGCUCAUGUGGUCUGAAAUGACUGGUACCGUGACCAUCAGACCUGCCGCCUCCUUAGUCAAUCACAGACGAAGAAUCAAGACCUGGCAAGAAGAUGCAUCUGAGCUGCUCUCUGGCAUCAGGUCUAGAUAUGAAGUUAAGUUGUUUGAAGUGUAUGCACCAGUAUGGGACAUCAUACAGCAUGACUUAGAAGAUGACAGGAUUUUGAUUGAGUUUGAUAAUGAUAGUCUAACCUUAGCCGGAAAAUCAGAAGAUAUCCAAGACAUCAGUCAGAAAGUCAAGGAAUUGAUAGAUAGCACCACAGAAAAGGUCAGAAAGGAAGAGCAGAGUCUGAAGGAGAAAGUGGCCCUUUCUCCAGGGAAACAUUUUCUUUUGCAACACAGUGGUUUCCUGGAGACUCUAAGCAAAGAGUACCCAGAGAUGGAGAUUCAUUAUGAUGCCGCCAUGCAGGACCUGUGCUUGAAGGGAUUCCGUGCAGACGUGUAUAAAGUCAAGUGUGAUGUCCAGGAAAAGGUGUAUUCCUUGGCUCAGAAAGAUGUCCUGGUUACUUCUCAAGUUUUCAUGUUUCUAGAGCAAGUAGACAGUCAGGAAUUUUCUAAGACUCUUUUUGAAGCACAGGUCAUGCUUUCCACAUAUGAGCUGAAGGGUACAGCUCUUCUCUUGCUGGCCCAUUCUUCCAGAGACCUGGCAGAAGCGGAGAAAAAAAUGCUCAGUGCCUUAAGUUAUAAGCUCAUUGAAAUUGAGGACAGGGAAGUUCUCGAAGGCAAUGUGUGGAAAAAGAAAAUCCACCUUCUGCAAAAGAAACACAGCUCCACUGCAGCCAUUAUGAUAAAGAAUGAAUUAACUUCAGGAACCCCGGCUGAGGUCAUCAUUGCAGGCUGUGUGAGAGAAGUAAAUGAAAUCUAUAGCCAGCUUUUCGAGUUCUUGGAAAACAACAUGAAAACUGAAAGACUGGUCGAAAUAGAAUCAUCCUUGCUUAUCGAGUAUAUAAAGACAGACAGGAAGCUUUUCUGGCAAAAGAUAAAGAGGGCAAAUGUGCAGGCAAUCUUUAAGCUGGAGGAUGAGCCAAAAGGCAUUUUACUAACUGGCUUCAAGAGCAAAGUUGUACAGUGCAUGAACAUGGUCCAGCAAAUCCAGGAUUCAGUCUGCAUUAGAAGAUUCCAGAUUGAUAAGGCUGGUGCCAGGCACUUCUUCCGGAACAAGGCAUCGUAUUACAAAACGGAGAUCAAGCGCCUGUAUGGAUGCGUCAUUGAACUCCAGGAGGUUGGAGAGAGUGAGAAAGGCAGCCUUCAGGAGAAGUGUUACUUACAGAAGGACAUAGCCCCAGGAGUCACGCUGAUUGUACAGCAAGGAGACCUGGCUCAGCUUCCUGUCGAUGUGGUAGUGAAUACGGCAAAUGAGCAUCUGAAACACGUUGGUGGUCUCGCACUUGCUCUCUCAAACACAGCUGGCCCUGAACUUCAAGCAGAAUGUGACAAGAUAGUCAAGAAUGGUGGCAUAGUCCCACCUGGGAAUGUCGUUAUCUCAAAAGCAGGCAAGCUCCCUUGCCAUCAUGUCAUCCAUGCAGUAGGGCCUCGGUGGAAGGGAGAUAAGGCCCCAGAGUGUGUGAUGUUGUUAAAGAAAGUUGUGCAUCGAAGUCUCUCUUUAGCUGAGGAGUUCAAGUGUCAAUCCAUAGCCAUACCAGCUGUCAGCGCUGGGAUCUUUGACUUUCCCUUAGACCAGUGUGUGGCAACCAUUGUUUCAGCCAUCAAAGACAACUUCCAACGUAAGCCAGGCAGUCACACCUUGAAAAAAGUUUAUCUGAUAGACAUAUCUGCAAAGGUUGCUGGGGCCUUUGCUGAAGCUGUAGACACUACAUUUAAAGCCACCCUUUCCCACACGGCUUCCCCACCCAGCUUAAAAGCAUUAGAGUUACCAAUACCCGGGAAACCGCCGCUGAAAGAGGGCUGGCUGCUGGUGUCACCGGAAGGCCUGAAAAUCCAGCUCGUGGAAGAAAGUGUACAGGAUGCUAAGACCCACGCCGUCGUCAUCUCCAUUCCCGUGGAUCUUGCACUCAACAGAGGACCCCUUUCUCAGGCCGUAUUGGAAAAGGCUGGGUCAGAACUCCAGGAAGAAUUGAACAAAGCAGGACAAGGGGUCUCUAUCAGUGAGGGCACAAUUCUACAAACCAGUGGCUGUAAUCUGAGCUGCCGCCACGUAUUUCAUGUGGUGGUUCCACAGUGGAAACGCAACAACAAUGCAUGGUCACUGAAGAUCAUGAAAAACAUCAUCAGAGACUGUCUGAAGAAGGCCGAGGCACUGUCUCUGCAAUCAAUUGGAUUUCCAGCAAUAGGAACAGGAAAUCUGGGGUUUCCUAAACCCGAAUUUGCUAAAUUAAUAAUUUCAGAAGUGCUCAGAUUUAGUAACAGGAACCACCUGAAAACUUUACAGGAAGUUCAGAUUCUGCUGCACUCGAAAGACCUCGAAAACAUUCAGGCAUUUUCAGAUGAAUUUGACAAAAGGAGUAAUGGAGAUCCUAGCGCCGUGGAUGCAGAUACACAAGGUUUCUAUGGGAGUCUUUCCAGCCCCACUUUAGGAGUGCUAGAAAUGAAUAUUGGCCCGAUCCUCUUCCAAGUGGCCACAGGGGACAUCACCAAAGAAGUGGCAGAUGUGAUUGUCAAUUCAACAUCAAACACAUUUACUCUCAAAUCAGGUGUUUCCAAAGCAAUUUUGGAAGGUGCAGGACAAAAUGUGGAGAAAGAAUGUUCUGUCCUGGCUCAACAGAACAGCGAGUAUAUAGUUACUGAAGGUGGGUUACUGAGAUGCAAGAGUAUUAUUCAUGUUGUUGGAGGGAAUGAUGUCAAGAGAUCAGUUUCCUGUGUUUUGGAAGAGUGUGAACAACGGAAUUACUCAUCCAUUUGCCUACCAGCCAUUGGCACAGGAAAUGCUCAGCAGGACCCAGAUGCAGUUGCUAAAGCCAUAAUGGAUGCCAUUGAAGAAUUUAUCCAGAAAAAAUCAGUGCAGGCUGUGAGGAAAGUUAAAGUUGUCAUCUUCCAGCCCCACAUUCUGAAUAUUUUUUAUGACAACAUGAAAGAGAGAGAAGGCUCCCCAGCUCCUCCCCAGCCGUCUAUGCUGUCUAAGAUUGCCUCCUUUUUUGGUUUGUCAAAGCAAGCUACCCCCAAACAGAAAACCCUGUUUCUGGAGAAGAAGACGGAGACAACAGUUUUCCAGGUAUGUGGUGCUGAUGCAGGCAGCGUGGAAAGCACCAUCGCCUGGAUACAGAAUCUGAUUACCCAAGAGCAGCUUUCCUACACCAGUAACGAUGAGUGUAUCAGAGACUUUGAUGAGGAGGAAUACAAGAGACUGAAUGAGCUGCAGAAGAGGCUGAAUAUUGUCAUUGACCUGGACCAGAAGAAACCUUUGAUGAAAGUUGAGGGAAUCAGCAGAGAUGUAGUGAAAGCUAGAGAUGAGAUUGAAGACCUGAUCAAGAGCAUUCGGUUGGUCAAAGAAAAGGAAAGCCAGGCAGACUAUGUCCUCGAAUUUGUGGAAUGGCAAUAUAUUGCCAACAGCGUCACAUACAGUUUUGACAAAAUAGCUAAUAUGCAGUUGGAGGAGGCCCAGAAGGCAAAGCAAAAGAGUGUUGUUGUCAAAAUUAAUAAUCAGGACUUCACAGUGAACUUGAGCACAAACACGGCCACAGGCCAUCAAGGGCAGAGUGUCACUGUUCAGCGCCACAUAAAAACCGAAGCUGAAAUCCCUGCACAUUGGAGUGACAUGAGGCAGAAGAAAUUGCUUGUGGUCAAUCUACCAACCAGUGAUCCUGAAUACAACAUUGUGGCAACCAAGUUCAACCAGACCUGCGCAAACUUGGUCAUAGAGAAGAUCGAAAGGAUCCAGAAUCCAGCUCUCUGGAGGAGGUACCAGGCAAACAAAAAAAUUAUGGAUGAAAAGAAUGGCCACAGAGGAAAUGAGAAGCAGCUCUUCCACGGGACGGAGGCUAGCUCUGUUCCACACCUCAACAGCAAUGGAUUUAACCGCAGCUACGCUGGGAAGAAUGCCGUUUACUAUGGGAAGGGAACCUAUUUCGCUGUCAGUGCUUCCUAUUCUGCCAGUGACACAUAUUCCAGACCAGACGCCAACGGGAAAAAGUAUAUGUAUUAUGUGCGGGUUCUCACUGGGAACUACACCAACGGAAACUCAACGCUGAUUGUGCCUCCUUCAAGGAACCCUCAAAAUCCCACUGACUUGUACGACAGUGUCACAGAUGAUGUUACAAACCCAAGUUUAUUUGUAGUGUUUUAUGACAACCAAGCAUACCCAGAGUAUCUCAUCACAUUUAGGCAGUGACACCUCGGCAUCAUGUAUCUGCUGUGUGACAAAUGUUAGCCGUUUUCCCCCUUAAGCAAGGUCUUUCUUUGCCAUGGACAUGUUUCCUCAGCUGCUUCUCCAUGGUGGAAAUGAAUCUACUUGAGAGCCAAUCAACGUGAGCAUUUAAAUCAGGUACCAGCUGUAGCCGUGCUGUCGAAAAUGUGACAGGAACACCUUCACGUCCCAGCUGCCACCAGUGGCAUCACGUGGGAGUGCCACCAAGCCGCGGGGACCACUGAACAGAUUCCUCAGCAGAGAGCCUCUUUUUCUUCACUAACAGCCUUGUGCCAGGUGGGCUGGACAGCUCCAGCCGGGGCUAUGUACAAACUGGGUGCUGGGAUGUAGCUCGUCGUCGUGGUCCUCUGUGUGAACUGAGCCCCAAGGAGGGGCACAGCUCAGAAGCCCAGGCCCCGUUUGCCAGGGGCCCUUUCUAAUGUCGGCCCUAACGUUCCGGCUACCUAGUGAAAUCAAUGGGAUGAUACUGCUACAUCUCCAGGGGAAACCCUUCCACUGUGUGAAAAUGAGUGAACUCUGAGGAUAUCCACUAGCAUCUUUCCCAUGGCGGGCCAGCUUGUGAUGAUUUCAACGCUUAUGUGUAAGCCAAUUAGUCAGAUUGCUAACUUACUAACUCAGUGUCUACUGGAUGGUAAUUAUUUCUUGUGGUCCUGGAGACUGAACGUAGGGCCUCACACAUGUCAAGCAAGCACUGUACCACUGAGCUACACAA